AAGUUUCGCCCUUAUGACGAGGAAAUUCACGAGCUGGAUAAAGAAGACCGACGAGAAGAGGAGUCUGGUGGCAAGCUGCUGCAUCUGGUAACACGGAGCACUCUGCAGCCGGACUCUGAGAGACCGUCAGUGGCUUCAGAAGCCACACAGGCAGACAACGACCUGAAAGGAGAGUCUUACAGCUCGUACGGCCAGGGACGGGAGUCUUCGAACUGGGCGAAGGAGCCUGAUCAGGCUCCUUCGACGGUGCCGAUAAACGUUUAUGGACCAGGAAACCGCCAUACUUUGUUCUACAGACCACCAGUUCAUCUCCACGACGCACCUCUCAAAGUUAAGGACGAUGCAGAGACCAAGUCAAAAGCACAUCCGAACCUCUCACUCUAUGGCGAUUAUAAGCCUGUAUAUGUGAAUUUCAACCAUUAUCUCGUUUCACCGGGAUAUGGAUCUUAUCCGGCCAGCACGGAGCGUGGAAAAGAGCCACUAAUUACGACUAAACCUGAGUAUGCUUCACAACUACCACACCUUUUCAAACAGGCGUCGAAUGCGUCCAAUAAAGGUGUGCUAAAUAAUAUAGCACCGCCUCAUUCAUACUUGGCUACAGACGGUCAAGACGGUGCAGCUGGUUCUGUGCCAACGAAUAGGCACGGCCCUCUCAGGAUCAACAACGGCAAGCCUGUAAGAAUCACGCCUGUACGGAACUACAUUGCACCGCCCGUGACCAACCAUCAAAGAAGGUCACUGACUGGGGAUGAAGCAGCCCCAGCCAUUCACCAAAAGCAUAAGCGAUUUCCUCCCCCUGAGUCCAUCUCCGUGCUUCCCUUCGCCGCCGCCAGUCAUCCUUCGACCACCUCACCGCCUCCCACAGAGCCCCUCACCUCUCCGGGCGCUAACCGGACGGCCAGCAGCAUCAUGGAGCUGCUGCAGAGCUCCAACGCCUCCACCCUGAUCCAGCUGCUGCGGCUGGCGGAGCUGGACACCCUGCUGGCUGACACAGGGCCGUACACAUUAUUUGCUCCCACCAACGAGGCUAUGGAUGAGCUGGUGAAGCGACUUGGAGGACCACAGCAGAUGUUAGAAAAAAUGGGCAAACCCAAUCUUGUCAAGCUGCUGCUGUACCACGUGAUGCGUGGGUUCACCCUGGAGGAGGACCUCAGGGAUGACGUGCUGGGUCGGACACUGGCCGGCGGACGGCUGAGGAUCAAUCAGCACCGCGUGGCCAGCUCCAGCACCAGCUCCAGCACCAGCUCCAGCAGCGGCCGGCGGCGCCUCGUCACCACUGUGAACGGGGCGCGCCUGGUGUCCGGGCCGCGGCUGGCAGAGAACGGCGCCCUGUUCUCGGUGUCGGCCGUGCUGGCGCCGCCGCAGCCGGGCGUGCUGGCCGCGCUCAACGCCGACCCGCUCGGCAGGUUCACCGUGCUGCUGCAGACGCUGCGACUGGCCGGACUGCACGACCAGCUCCAGCAUGACGAAGCGGGCCCGGUAACUCUGUUUGCCCCGACAAACGCCGCGUUCGCGACCGUCCCGGAGCGGCAGCUGCGGCGGCUGCUCGGCGACCGGCGGCGGCUGAGGCGCCUCCUGCUCGGCCACCUGGCCACCGGCUGCCUGUACUCGGCCCGGCUGACCGACUCCGGUCCGGUCAACACCCUGGCCGGGUCGCAGGUCACCGUCAGCGGCAGUCCAGAGCAUCUGACGGUGGACGGCAUCAGCGUCCUGCUGCCGGACAUCUCCACCGAGAACGGCGUCAUCCACGCCAUCGGCGGCGUCAUCGGGCGGCAUCGGACGUCAUCAGAGACGUCAUCAGGGGCGUCAUCAGGGAUGUCGUCAGACACAUCAUCAGAGACGUCAUCAGAGACGUCAUCAGAGACGUCAUCAGAGACGUCAUCAGAGACGUCAUCAGUGACGUCAUCAAGGGCGUUAUCAGGGAGGGCUGCGUGA
Amphibalanus amphitrite is the source of this 1935-nucleotide messenger RNA. Its product is annotated as transforming growth factor-beta-induced protein ig-h3-like. The transcript has 5 exons. The coding region runs from base 910 to 1935 and encodes 341 amino acids. NCBI's taxonomy places the organism in Eukaryota, Metazoa, Arthropoda, Thecostraca, Balanomorpha, Balanidae. The record is from RefSeq and is a predicted model, not a curated record.